CUGCUCGUCAGCGCAGACCAGGCGCAGACAGCUGAGAGUCAUGUGACCUGACGUGUCGGCAGCAUGGCGGCGCUGAGCUGAGGCAGCGACUCCACAGGACUGACACCGAUAGUCUGGCGCUCGUUAGCUUUCCUGUCACCGCGGGGCCCGGCCGAACAUGACGGCCUGAGAGAGGAGCCGCAACAAGACCCGAGAGAUGCAGCAGCAACUACCACAGCCCCGGCCACCAGCUCCAGCACCUCCGCAGCAGCAGCCGCCGCAGCACUACUCGCAGUCGAAGGCAGAAAACAGCAAAACCAAGAGCAUGUUUCUGUCCCGGGCGCUGGAGAAGAUCCUCUCCGACAAGGAGGUGAAGAGGAGCCAGCACAGCCAGCUGCGCAAAGCCUGCCAGGUGGCGCUCGAUGAAAUCAAGGCAGAGCUUGAUAAACAAAAGGAUGGAUCAGUGGUCCCACCCAGAGCCAACUACAUUGAGGCCGACAAAUAUGUGCUGCCCUUUGAGUUGGCCUGUCAGUCAAAGUCCCCCCGGAUAGUUAGCACCUCUUUGGACUGUCUGCAGAAGCUGAUCGCGUACGGCCACAUCACAGGCAACGCCCCGGACAACAGAAGCCCAGGCAAAAGGCUGAUUGAUCGCCUGGUGGAAACAAUCUGCAACUGCUUCCAAGGCCCGCAGACUGAUGAGGGAGUCCAGCUACAGAUCAUCAAGGCCCUGCUGACUGCAGUGACCUCCCCGCACAUAGAGAUCCACGAGGGCACGGUGCUCCUCACCGUCAGGACUUGCUACAACAUCUACCUGGCCAGCCGCAACCUCAUCAACCAGACCACCGCCAAGGCCACGCUCACACAGAUGCUCAAUGUUAUCUUCACACGCAUGGAGAACCAGGCCGCUCUGGAGGCUCAGGAGCAGGAGAAGGAGAGGCUGCGACCACCCCAACAGAACCCAUCUCCAGUCCCUGGUAAUCAGAGGUCUGGCUCCCCCUGGUCCGACCGGACGCCCACCCCAGAGCCGCAAGGCUCGCCUUCUCCAGCAACCAGUACUCCAGACCUCACAACCACCAAUACCACCAGCUCAACACCCCAACCAUCAGCCCCUGACGUGGAACAGGAUCAACCACCAGACACAGCAUCAAUUAAUGAAGAACCUGAGAACGGCAACAAUAUGAUGAAUGGAGGAGAAGAACAGGCCACACCAUCAAGAGAUGAAGGUGCAGAGACGCCUCCUACUGCAUCACAGCCAGCUGUAGAGGGGGACAAACCAGAGAGCAAUUCAGAUCCAGCAGAUCCAGCAGAGUCAGCGAUGACUGAAGGAGAGGAGGCAGAGCAACAGCCAACACAGAUACACAGUGGAACAGGAGACGAGCACCCAGCCCACCCUGUCACGGAGCAGACAGAGGCGGCCCCCACCACAGUCAGAGCAGAGGGCCAGCAUAUGAAUGGCAUCAUUGAGGACCGAUCCUCUGUGUCGUCCACAGAUAUGCUGGAUGCAGAGACCCUGCAGGGAGCCAACAACGCUGCACGAUUCUCACACAUCCUCCAGAAGGACGCUUUUCUGGUGUUCCGCUCGCUCUGCAAACUCUCCAUGAAGCCACUUGCUGAUGGACCUCCAGACCCAAAGUCCCAUGAGUUGCGGUCCAAGAUUGUCUCCCUACAGCUGCUGCUCUCUGUGCUGCAGGGCGCCGGGCCAGUGUUUCGCACUCAUGAGAUGUUCGUCAAUGCCAUCAAACAGUAUUUAUGUGUGGCACUUUCCAAAAAUGGUGUGUCCUCAGUGCCUGAGGUGUUUGAGCUGUCCCUGGCUAUCUUCCUCACCCUGCUCUCCCACUUCAAGGUCCACCUGAAGAUGCAGAUUGAGGUGUUUUUUCGGGAGAUUUUUCUGACUAUCCUGGAGACGUCGACCAGCUCCUUUGAGCACAAGUGGAUGGUUAUCCAGACACUGACACGCAUCUGUGCAGAUGCCCAGUGCGUGGUCGACAUCUAUGUAAACUACGACUGUGACUUGAACGCGGCAAACAUUUUUGAGCGCCUCGUCAACGACCUGUCUAAGAUUGCUCAAGGCAGGAGUGGUCAGGAGCUUGGGAUGACUCCUCUGCAGGAGCUGAGUCUACGUAAAAAGGGUUUGGAAUGUCUGGUUUCCAUCCUCAAGUGUAUGGUCGAGUGGAGCAAAGACAUGUACAUCAAUCCAAACCUUCAAGCUAACCUGGGCCAGGAGCAUCCGUCUGAUAGUGACGGAGGAGAGUUGAAGCUCCCAGAGCAGCUGGUUGGACGUCGAGAUAGCAUCAGCUCGCUGGACUCCACCGUCUCCUCCAGCAUCAAUGUUUCUCAGGCCGACCAUCCAGAACAGUACGAGGUCAUCAAACAGCAGAAGGACAUCAUCGAGCACGGAAUCGAACUGUUCAACAAGAAGCCAAAGCGAGGUGUACAGUACCUGCAGGACCAGGGCAUGCUGGGAUCCACAGCUGAGGACAUCGCCCAGUUCCUACACCAGGAGGACAGACUGGACACGACCCAGGUGGGAGAGUUCCUGGGCGAGAAUAUCAAGUUCAAUAAAGAAGUGAUGUACUGCUACGUGGACCAGCUGGACUUCUGCGGACGGGACUUUGUCUCGGCUCUCAGAGCGUUCCUGGAAGGCUUCAGACUUCCUGGUGAGGCCCAGAAGAUUGACAGGCUGAUGGAGAAGUUUGCUGCUCGAUACUUGGAAUGCUACCAGGGACAGACUCUGUUUGCCAGUGCAGACACUGCCUACGUGCUGGCAUACUCCAUCAUUAUGCUCACCACAGACCUGCACAGUCCUCAGGUAAAGAACAAAAUGACAAAGGAGCAGUACAUCAAGAUGAACCGUGGUAUUAAUGACAGUAAAGACCUGCCAGAAGAAUAUCUAUCUUCUAUAUAUGAUGAGAUCGCAGGCAAGAAGAUUGCCAUGAAGGAGAGCAAAGAGUUUUCAAUCACCCCAAAGUCCACCAAGCAGAGUGUGGCCAGCGAGAAGCAGCGUCGUCUGCUGUACAACGUGGAGAUGGAGCAGAUGGCAAAGACUGCUAAAGCGCUAAUGGAGGCCGUCAGCCAUGCUCAGGCUCCCUUCUUCAGCGCCACACACCUGGAGCAUGUCAGGCCUAUGUUCAAGCUGGCGUGGACCCCCUUGCUUGCAGCAUUUAGCGUGGGACUGCAGGACUGUGACGACCCAGAGGUGGCCUCACUGUGUCUGGAGGGCAUCCGAUGUGCCAUCAGGAUCGCCUGCAUCUUCAACAUGCAGUUGGAGCGAGAUGCGUACGUCCAGGCCUUGGCCCGAUUCACCCUGCUGACGGCCAGCUCCAGCAUCACGGAGAUGAAGCAGAAGAACAUUGACACCAUCAAGACCCUGAUCACUGUGGCUCACACAGAUGGAAACUACCUGGGCAACUCCUGGCACGAGAUUCUGAGAUGUAUCAGUCAGCUGGAGCUCGCCCAGUUGAUCGGCACAGGGGUGAAGACGCGCUACAUCUCAGGGGUGGUGCGGGACAAAGAGGGCGGCAUUAAGGGCUUACCCUCCGGCACAGAGGAGUUCAUGCCAUUGGGCCUGGGAAACCUGGUGGGAAGUCAGGACAAGAGACAGAUGGCUCAUAUCCAGGAGUCGGUAGGAGAGACCAGCUCUCAGAGUGUGGUGGUGGCUGUGGACAGGAUCUUCACUGGUUCGACCAGACUAGAUGGAAAUGCAAUCGUGGACUUUGUGCGGUGGUUGUGUGCGGUGUCUAUGGAUGAGCUGGCCUCGACACACCAGCCGAGAAUGUUCAGCUUGCAAAAGAUCGUGGAAAUUUCCUACUACAACAUGAACCGCAUCAGGCUGCAGUGGUCUCGAAUUUGGCAGGUCAUAGGAGACCACUUUAACAAGGUGGGCUGCAACCCCAAUGAGGAUGUAGCCAUUUUUGCCGUGGACUCACUGAGACAGCUCUCCAUGAAGUUCUUGGAGAAAGGAGAGCUGGCCAAUUUCCGCUUCCAGAAAGACUUCCUCAGGCCGUUUGAGCACAUCAUGAAGAAGAACAGGUCCCCCACUAUCAGAGACAUGGUGAUUAGGUGUGUGGCUCAGAUGGUCAACUCCCAAGCAGCCAACAUCCGUUCAGGCUGGAAGAACAUCUUCUCAGUGUUUCACCAGGCAGCCGCCGACCAUGACGAGACUAUAGUGGAGCUGGCCUUCCAGACCACUGGGCACAUUGUCACAAACACUUUCCAGGAGCACUUUGCAGCUGCUAUAGAUUCGUUUCAAGAUGCAGUGAAGUGCUUGUCUGAGUUUGUGUGCAACGCAGCUUUUCCUGACACCAGCAUGGAGGCUAUCAGACUCAUCCGGCACUGUGCUAAAUACGUCUCAGAAAGACCACAGGCUCUGAGGGAAUACACUAGUGAUGACAUGAAUGUUGCCCCGGGCGAUCGGGUGUGGGUUCGUGGCUGGUUUCCCAUUCUGUUCGAGCUUUCUUGUAUCAUCAACCGCUGCAAGCUGGAUGUUCGGACCAGAGGUCUCACAGUCAUGUUUGAGAUCAUGAAGAGUUACGGCCACACCUUCGAGAACCACUGGUGGCAUGACCUCUUCAGAAUCGUCUUCCGCAUCUUUGACAACAUGAAGCUCCCUGAGCAGCAAACAGAGAAAACCGAGUGGAUGACAACAACAUGCAACCACGCGCUGUACGCCAUCUGUGACGUGUUCACUCAGUUUUAUGAGCCUCUCAGUGAAAUCCUGCUGGUUGACAUUUUCACACAGCUACAGUGGUGUGUCAGACAAGACAACGAGCAACUGGCUCGAUCAGGAACUAACUGUCUGGAGAACCUGGUGAUUCUGAACGGGGAGAAGUUCAGCCCAGAGGUCUGGAAAAUCACCUGUUCCUGUAUGUUGGAGAUCUUCCAAAACACCAGCCCUCACGCUUUGUUGACUUGGAGACCGGCUGGACAGGAUGAGGAAACUGCUGAUGGGAAGCACUUUGAUGCGGAUUUCGACAGUCAGUCCCAGAGCAGCUACGACAGAGCUCUGUCAGAGAGAGGACACAGUCAGAUGUCCAGCGAUGACACCUGGAAGGGAAAGUCCAAUGCUCAUCAGAAACUGUUUGCUGGGCUGCUGAUCAAAUGUGUGGUACAGCUCGAACUAAUCCAGACCAUAGACAACAUAGUCUUCUACCCAGCAACCAGCAAGAAGGAAGAUGCUGAGAACAUGGCUGCUGCACAGAGAGAUGCUCUGGAAGAGUCGGACGGUGGAGACCAGGGUCCAGAUCAGGGUAUGUACAGACACAUGACCUCUGCACACCUCUUCAAGCUGCUAGACUGUCUGCUGGAGUCACACACCUUCGCCAAGGACUUCAACUCCAACAACGAACAGAGGACGGCACUCUGGAGGGCAGGGUUUAAAGGGAAAUCCAAACCCAACUUGUUGAAGCAGGAAACCAGCAGUCUUGCAUGCAGCCUGAGGAUCUUGUUCAAGAUGUACUCUGACCCUCAGCUGAAGGACUCGUGGCCUGACAUCCAGACACGCCUGCUGCUGGUGUGUAGCGAAGCUCUGGCCUACUUCAUCAGUCUGACCUCAGAGAGCCACAGAGAGGCUUGGAACAGCCUGCUCAUGCUGCUGCUCACCAGGACGCUACGGCUGCCCGAUGACAAGUUCAAGCCCCAUGCUUCCUGCUACUAUCCCCAGCUGUGUGAAAUGAUGCAGUUUGACCUGAUCCCUGAACUGCGGGCCGUCCUCAGGCGUUUCUUCCUGCGCAUCGGCUCCGUCUUCCACAUCGCUGCUCCAGAGGGGGCGUCUGCUCGGUCUCCUGCAUCCUAGAUUUGGUGGAUGCAGAAAGGAGUGUAGGGGGUGGAUGGGGGAAAUGGAAAUGAUGGAGGUGGACAUAACAUAUAAGAGACUUUUCCCCUCUUCUCUCUUGGGCUGGAGACAGAUUACAGAGGGGCUACAAUGUCCGCAGGAAGAUAACAAAGACCGUAGCUUUUCCGUCUCAGUUCAGGACUCGGCAUUAAAGUGUUCAGCUUUUCUACCACACUCGGCUUGUAGAAAAGUCUUCACCCUGUACUUCCUCCCUUCUUUCUCUCGGGGAUGAACAGCACUGUGACCAGCACUCUCUGCUGACUGUUGUCAUUCAUCAUCCCCUGACUCAUCUCAAACUGUGAUGACUAGAAAAGAAGUGUAAACAGAUAAUUUAUUGAUAUUGUUGCGAACCCUGUACCUGAUUUUUCUUUAUUUAAUACUCAACAAAAGAAAGUAUAUCUACAUGCUGAAAGCAAGUGAGGUACACCAUGAAUUUGAUGAAUCUUUUAUUUGCUCUUUGCGAAAAAUCUCUGUUGGCCGCCUGUGCCUGUUAGAAAAUGAUGACACCAUCAGUGUCGCCCUUCUUGUGAUUUUUGGUGAUCGAAUCAAAAAUGUUGUGAUAUCCAUCGUGUACCAGAACCCAAAGCAUUGUUUGUCACUUUAAUGUUUAUGUUCCUUGUUAUUUGUGUGUUAUUUGGUUGCGGGCUCUUUCCAUGUAGGAGAGACUGAAACUCUCAUCUGCAUUUCUUAACAACAUUAUCAGAGGUCAAAUGCAGCUUUGUUUGGGACAUCUUGCUCUCUGUGACACAACCGUCCUGUCAUCUUUAUCAUUCUUGCCUGUCAAUGAGAUUUUACUUAUUUAUUUUUGCUCAUUUUCUUUCAUUUGUUUUAUGAAAAUGUUUCCGGGAUAAUUGCUGGUUUACAAUGAAAUGAUGGUAGAAGGACUCUUAUCAUACAUUCCUUCAUGUGUUGACCCACUAAGCCUUAACGCUGAAGGAUUUAACAUGGAGUCAACUCCUCCUGGUUUGCAAACCCUCCCACUAAUCCAUCAGUCAGCUCUACUCCACCCUCGCCUGCUGCAGACAGUGUGCUCAUGUAUGAACACCACCCAGUGGACCGACCACUGGUUGGAAUGCUCAUCAGUGUUUUGUCAGAUUCAACAGAAGAAUUGGGACCGGAGCAAAACCAAAGCUCGCAUCUACAGAGGCACUGGAAUCUCUGCACCCUGGAUCCUUGGUAGUUUAUUCCAUGCCUUUUUUUAAAAGAAGGAUGUAUGUAAUUAUUUUAAGUGCAUUUAAAUAUUUUUUUGAGAAGCAUUCCUGUCCGCGCAACUAUGGAUGUCUACUUUUCUUCCCUUAAGCUAGGGAAUAUAUAAAUAUAUAUAUAUACAGUAAAUGGGAAAAAAUGCCGACUGUAAAGUUUUCAGUGUAAGAUACAGAGAAAAGAAAGUGCUAUACAGUUCUAUACAUAAUAUUGUGAUGUAAUCUUUCAAGCAUUUGGUGAAGUAAUCAAUAAACCUGAAUUCUGAUCCAG
Messenger RNA from Hippoglossus stenolepis (Pacific halibut), 7282 nucleotides. It is a transcript of the gene arfgef2, whose product is annotated as ADP-ribosylation factor guanine nucleotide-exchange factor 2 (brefeldin A-inhibited). Gene Ontology annotation, molecular function: guanyl-nucleotide exchange factor activity. The coding region runs from base 197 to 5770 and encodes 1857 amino acids. The transcript is spliced from 39 exons. The record is from RefSeq and is a predicted model, not a curated record. NCBI's taxonomy places the organism in Eukaryota, Metazoa, Chordata, Actinopteri, Pleuronectiformes, Pleuronectidae. Gene Ontology annotation, biological process: regulation of ARF protein signal transduction.